GCAGGACGCCUCAAUAGCAGCAGAUGGCAGAUAAGUAGGAAUGGAGCUGAGCAGAAGCCAGCCGUUGCCAACGUGGAAAUUGGCAGAUGAUCAGAAUGCAAAGAAUCAGAGACAGCCAUUGUUUAAUGAUGAUGACGACGAUGACAACAACAACAACAACAACAGUUUAGAAAACCAAUCCUGGCCUAAUGAAAAUUUUAACCUCUAGCCAACUAAUCUGAUGAUGUUAUGGACUUUUUAGAGAGACUCUGCAGGGACUGUUUCAUUGCAAAAGGAUGUGUGUGCAGAGGAAAGGAAAGGAAGAGCAGGAGGGAGAAAUAGACAUAAAGACAGUUCCCGCCACCACCACCCCGCCAUCACUCUGCUAAAUACCUAAUUCACAUAUCACUUGUCUUAUGCCGAAGGAUAUCUAACCAUGUAGCAGGACUGUAUUAUUAUUCUUUUAUCUUUCGUAUUACCUACUCCUAUUGGCAUCUUAUCACUAUGACUUUGUUGGUUGAAUGUUAUGUUGGAUUCUGGAUGGGGAGAAACAGACUCAAGCUCAAUCCCUCCAAGACGGAGUGGCUGUGGAUGCCGGCACCCCGGCACAGUCAGCUGCAGCCGCAGCUGGCUGUGGGGGGCGAGUUAUUGGCCCCAACGGAGAGGGUGCGCAACUUGGGUGUCCUCUUGGAUGGGCGACUGUCGUUUGACGAUCAUUUGGCGGCCGUCUCCAAGAGGGCCUUCCACCAAGUACGCUUGGUGCGCCAGUUGCGCCCCUUUCUUGACCGGGAUGCCUUAUGCACGGUCACUCAUGCCCUUGUCACUUCCCGCUUGGACUAUUGCAAUGCUCUCUACAUGGGGCUGCCCUUGAAGUGCACCCGGAGGCUGCAGUUAGUCCAGAAUGCAGCUGCGCGGGUAAUAGUGGGAGCAACUCGUUGCUCCCAUGUAACACCAAUCCUGCGUAGUUUGCACUGGCUUCCUGUGGUCUUUUGGGUGCGCUUCAAGAUUCUGGUUACCACCUUUAAAGCGCUCCAUGGCUUAGGACCCGGGUACUUACGGGACCGCCUGCUGUUACCUUUUGCCUCCCACCGACCCAUACGCUCACACAGAGAGGGCCUUCUCAGGGUGCCGUCCGCCAAGCAAUGUCGGCUGGCGGCCCCCAGGGGAAGGGCCUUCUCUGUUGGAGCUCCUACGCUCUGGAAUGAACUUCCCCCUGGUUUACGUCAAGUGCCUGAUCUUCGGACUUUUCGCCGUGAGCUGAAAAUGCACCUAUUUAUUCAAGUGGGACUGGAUUGAAAUUUUAUUGGGGUUAUUUAUAUUUUAAGAUUUUAAAUUGUUUUAAUUAUUUCGGCCACAUUAUAAUAUGUUUUUUUAAUUUCUUUUAAUGUUUAUAUAGUAUUUUUACUUGGCUGUACACCGCCCUGAGUCCUUCGGGAGAAGGGCGGUAUAAAAAUCGAAAUAAAUAAAUAAAUAAAUAAAUAAAUAAAUAAAUAAAUAAAUA
This is a messenger RNA of Ahaetulla prasina, 1480 nucleotides long. RefSeq lists its product as uncharacterized. Bases 484 to 1275 code for a protein of 263 amino acids. The transcript is spliced from 2 exons. The record is from RefSeq and is a predicted model, not a curated record. NCBI's taxonomy places the organism in Eukaryota, Metazoa, Chordata, Lepidosauria, Squamata, Colubridae.